Hordeum vulgare subsp. vulgare (domesticated barley) is the source of this 842-nucleotide messenger RNA. Its product is annotated as phosphopantothenoylcysteine decarboxylase subunit VHS3-like. The transcript is spliced from 4 exons. Lineage: Eukaryota; Viridiplantae; Streptophyta; Magnoliopsida; Poales; Poaceae. The coding region runs from base 104 to 601 and encodes 165 amino acids. The record is from RefSeq and is a predicted model, not a curated record.
ACUAUUAAAGCCUCCGCCCCAAGAAAUCCGGCGCACGCUCGCCCCGCAUCUCCCUCUAUCCCGUCGUCUCUUUCCUCCCCACCUCGGCGCAGCAACAGAGGUUAUGGCGAUGGCGACGGCGGUGCGCUGGACCCAGACGGCGGGCGCGUCCGCGGCGGUGGCCGUCGCCGCGCAGAGGCUGCUGCUUCUCCUCGCUCUCGCGAUGGAAGCUGUAAACAAUGGAGCGGAUAUCUUCAAUGAUGGCCAGCAAGAAAUUAUCAAGCAAUUUGGCAGAAUCAAAUCUGAGACUGUUCCGGAGAACAAGGAUGCAGGGUCUGAUGACGACGACGAUGACGAAGAUGAGGAUGAUGAAACUGGUGAUGCUGAUGACGAUGAUGCUGAUGCUGGGGAGGACUUCUCUGGUGAAGAAGGCGAGGAUGAUGAUGAGGACGAUGACCCUGAGGCAAAUGGCGAUGAUGCAGGCGCAGGGAGUGAUGAUGGUGAUGACGAUGAUGACGAUGAUGAUGGUGAUGAUGGCGAGGAUGAUGAUGAUGAUGACGAGGAUGAGGAUGAAGAGGAGGAGGAAGACGAGGACCAGCCGCCGGCCAAGAAGAAGAAAUGAUCUUGUGCCUUCCAGCUGUUGUGUUUCAGUCCGUUAGUUUAUCUGCUGUCUAGAUCAUGAUUGAGCGGGUCUGGUACACACCGACCUAUGUAGCUUCUGUGUCGUGGUGGUUUGGUGUCUCAUAGAGUAGAACAUUGAACUUCUGAUGUUGUUUCCUGCGUUGUGCAAGUAGUCUUAACAUUUCGCUGUUGAUGUGUUUAUUGGAGCUGUGAUACCAUUCAAUCUAAUUCUUGUUACUCCA